This is a messenger RNA of Agrilus planipennis (emerald ash borer), 1583 nucleotides long. RefSeq lists its product as uncharacterized. The transcript is spliced from 2 exons. NCBI's taxonomy places the organism in Eukaryota, Metazoa, Arthropoda, Insecta, Coleoptera, Buprestidae. The coding region runs from base 567 to 1454 and encodes 295 amino acids. The record is from RefSeq and is a predicted model, not a curated record.
UCAAUUCAAUUGUCAGUUGUGCAACAAAAGCGAAGUGUUGAAGCGAAGACACAUUGUUGUUUCUAAUGUGGCAUUAUAUGAUAAAGUUAAAUCAACACAGUAUUUGUUGAAUUAUUGAAAGAACCUUAUCACACAAGUGCAUCAUUUACGUUUGUUUACGAUCAACCGUUGGUGUAAUAAUAAGGAUUUAAUUUAAAAAAUGUAACCACUGGCUUAUUAAGCGACCCAAACGAACUGUGUAUAUACAUUAUGAAAUCCUGAACUUUACCAAGAAACAAAAAUGAAAUCUAGCAUGAUGUAGCAGAACCAUAAUGUUUUUAUCAACACAACAGACAACACCGGCAGUACCUAAUAAAAAAUGAACUAUUAUUGUUACCCACAGCAAGUGUUCAUGCUACAAUUAUUUUAAUCGUGACAGUAAAUAAUGAAAAACAUUUCGAAAAUAUCACUACCAGUGCAAAGAGUUCUUAUUCACGGAUCCGAUUUGGUAUUCUUAAAAAUCGUGCAAAAAUUAAAAGGUUUUCUACGUUAGUAAUAACAAUAACUAUCCUUUUUCCACGUCUGCCAUGGAAAACGUUUACAAAAUCAAGGUCCGCACAAACCCGGACCCAAACUGGCUCUACCCUUCUGAAAGAAGAUAUUCUGCAAGCACAGUGUUAGGACUAGGGGUAGUCCAUUUAGCCCUAGCUCUAACCGCUCUUCUCUUAGCGUGCUUAACCCUUGCAGCAUCUCAAAGACUUAGCAUCGAAGACCAAGAAGUUACCAAUAGUGGGAUAGAAGAAUCGAAAAUGACCGAACCCAAUAACCAAAACGCAUCGCUAGAAGAAAAUGCUCAUCUACACUGUGAUUCUGUACUUAAUUUGACCUUAGCCCCUUGUAUAAUGUGUUUGGGAGCUUUAGCUGCAGGUUUGACUGCAUUACUCGCCUGGAAGAGGUGGUACAUAGACCAAAACAUCAAAUGGUUUUUCAUCAUGUCCAUAUUUUCGUCACUAACAGCUUCGGUGUGCCUGAUAGCGAUAGCUAUAACUAUGGCAAUGGCAUCAGAAGCAUUACAUAUUAUGGACACAUUUUCUACCAAAAAUCACCAUGCACCUAGUUUAAAAUUGGUUGUAGCUGUGAACGUAUUCAUUGCUUCCGUUUUGGAGUUCACCUGGUCCAUUUUGUCUUCGAAAAUAGCCUACAAAGGGAUGAUCAAUGACUAUCCAGAUGAUAUCGUCAUUUCGAAACAAGGAGGACGGAAACAAAUAAGUACCGUACGGAAAGGAAAUUGUAAAGGAAAACUGAUGCCACCUGACAUUUUAAAUCAUUUUCCGUUUGGAGGAGUGUUUUCCAAAUAUUUUCCGAAUAAAAAAGAAAACGAAUAUUUGCCCAAAGAAGAAAGUCACUCGGAGUAUCAAGAAAGAGUUCACAAAUUUUUAGCCUCACAAAAUAGUAUGACUGAAAGCAUCAGGUAAAAUGUAAGGAAAAAAUAAAUAAAAAAACGACCAAUUAUAGACUGAUAGAAUACGAAUUUAAGUUACGUACAUUUAUUGUAAAAUUUAAAUAUUAUUAAUAAAUAAUUUUGAUCACUUACUUCAUAAUAA